CGCCUCUGCUCCUGUCUGAACCAGUAAGCGUCUGUCUUCAGAGGAUUCCAGCCGACAGCUGCGCUGUGAUGCGAUGUGUGUGUGUUGCGGUCGACGAGGGCACGAAGGAAGGAGCGACAGCACCAGCGGUGAAGGUUUAAAGUGGACAUGUAUUGUUUUUUGCAGUAACUUUUAAAGGAAGAUUUAUCAUCUUAAGGACUAACACGACUUAAGUGAACACUGAAAAGAAAUUCACUUGUCCCUCUUGUGGUGGAAAACUUUGAGUGCGGCGCCCUGCUCUACCUUUUGAGGUGUUACCAACUGAGAAGAGGAGACUGUUUGAUUUCACCCCUGCAUUCAGUCGAUUAAAUAAACAAGCGAUCUUUUGCAUUGUUGCUAAUAACAAACAACCGGAUAUCCAAACAAUACACCUCUUGUGUUUUAAGUGUGGUACGAGAAAAGCAUAGCUUUGUUUCUCGUUAGUAACUUGGUAUCUUUUCCACACCCCGGGUGGUCAGUUGCUUUGGAACAUCUGGGUUGCUUUGCAAUGCUUAUUUUUAUUUCGUUGAUAUUUUGAGAGGCUUUAUCCAUUGGAUAGUUGGCAUACAUGUUUUCAACAGCGUUCAUUUUUAACUUUUUGGCGAGUAGGUGACACACCUCACUACACCAGGACAUGUUGUUAUAGACGGGUGUGGAGAUUUUUCUUUUCUUUUUUUUUAUACUUUUUCAAUCAGAGAACAUUCUUCAUAAAAGGAUUAUUCCUUUUAAAAUUCAUUCCGGUGUAAAAUGGGCUCACUUAAGGCUCUUCAAGACUGGUGUCGGAUCCAAUGUGAAAAUUAUCCGGACGUCGAAAUUAAAAAUAUGACCUCUUCAUUCAGAGACGGAAUGGCUUUCUGUGCUAUCAUACACAAGCACAGACCGGAUUUAAUAGACAUUAAUUCACUGUCUAAAGAAAAUGUGUAUGAAAACAACAAACUGGCUUUUGAAGUUGCAGAAUCAGAGUUGGGUAUCCCGGCUUUACUGGACCCUGAAGAUAUGGUAGCCAUGCGAGUACCUGACAGGCUGAGCAUCAUUACGUAUGUGUCACAGUAUUACAACUACUUCUCCAAUAAAGCUUAUGCAGGGCCGACCUCAAUGAAGAGGCCAGGAAGUACAACACACAAUGAACCUGCACUGAAGAAGCCAACCUCUGCCUCUAGUGAAAGAAGAGAUGAGACAAGGACAUCUGUAAUAUCCGAUAAUGAGACACCCAAACGUGAAACACUAAGCAGCACUUGUACAACCUGCAAAAAACAUGUUCAUCUAGUACAGAGAUACCUGGUUGAUGGUAAAUUGUACCAUCGUAACUGUUUCAGAUGUAAAGAAUGCAGCAGUACAUUACUUCCAGGUUCGUACAAAGCAGGAUCAGAGCUGGGUACAUUUCUUUGCACACAUCACUUUUUAAAGACAGGAAUAAAUCAGAAUGGGCGGCCUGACCUCAGCAACAGUUUAGGAUUAACCAGAGAUGCCUCACCCUCCGCUGCGGGAGAAAUGGUACCAGAAACUCCCCCAUCUGGCAGGGAGACAUCUCAGCCAUUUUCAGCACGUAGACUUGCUGAACGAUUUUCAGUCCCAAGAGAUGGUGCACAGUUGGAUAGAGUAAAAACAGAAAUACAUGUUCCUGGAACAGCUGAGGAGGAAAAGCAAGAGAGUGCUAAAACUGAGGUUUCUUCCAACCCCUUUGAAGAUGAAGAAGGUGAAGAGAAAGAAAAGCCACAGUUGGGUAUAGCCAACGGGGAGACUUUUUUGCCAGAAAAGACUGAUGUAUCGGAAACCAGACCGGUACCUGCACCUCGAAAGGUCCUUGAACCUAAUAUGCCGUCUCCAACAGCACGGCCAGUACCAAGACCCAGACAGAGUGGUGUUACAGGAGUAGAAACAAGUUCUAGAGGGGGUCGUCCCCAGGAAAUGAAUGGAGCCCUUGUAGAUCCCAGUAGAGAUAUUCCUUUACCCCGUGAACGAUCCCUGUCUCCCCUCAGAAAUAAGAUAGGAAUUGAAGGUCAUUGCAAGGAUCCACCAUGGAUGGCCUUGGUUCAGUCAGAGAAGAAAAAGCCAGCUCCUCCGCCCCCUCCUCCUGCUGGAGGAAAAGCUGCAUGUCCACCUACUGGCCCUGCUUCUAAAGAAAAUGUGCAAGUCCCUGAAGUAUCUUCCCAUUCCCUAAACCCAUUUGAAGAUGAGGAAGCUGAUGAUGAUUCUGAAAAGGGUGGUGAGGAAGAUUUGGGCAAGGCUAAGCCAGUACCAGCUGGGGGAUCACUAAAACCAUCUCACCCAUGGUAUGGUAUUACUCCCACUAGUAGCCCAAAAAUAAAAAAGCGACUUGCACCACAGGUACCACCUACACCAUUCUCGGCUCAAUCCCAUUCAGAACCACCAUCAUCCACACCAUCUCCUGCUCGAAGUAUAGAAAAUGUUUCUUCUGAAAUGCUGGCAAAGUCUCCACUUGACGGUAGUGGUUCGCCUUCAGCACCUGAAUCUCCUGUCACAAAAAGUAUCUCUGAACCAACCAUUAGUGGGCCAGAUAUCCAGCAUUCAGCAAAAGUUAUUUCUGAAGCUGGUGCUCAUCAAGUAACCGGAAACAAAUCUCCUGCCCAAGCUAAUGUUACUGUUCCUUCAAUGAAUACCAGCUCAGCUCCAGCCACACCACAAGCUACUCGUAGCACAAGUAUGAGAGCAGCACGUCCACCUCCACCACGACCUCCCACAACACCUAGCCCAAUUUCAGUUUUGUUUCCAGUGGAUAAUACAGCAUCUUCAAAAUCAAGCACACUAUCAUCACAGGCACCCAAACUUGUGCAUCAGAAGAGCUCUUGUAAAGAAAACCCUUUUAACAGAAAAUCUUCUCCUGUGGUGUCUCCCCAACGCAACACUCCAAAAGGCCCAAAACCGGCCCGGCCACCUGCCCCAGGACAUGGAUUUCCUCUUAUCAAGAGAAAGGUGCAGUCUGACCAAUAUAUUCCUGUGGAAGAUAUUCAUUUCGAAAUGGAUCAAAUAGAGCAUCAGCUGGAUGAAUUAGAGCACAGAGGAGUUGAACUGGAGCAGAAACUGAGAUGCUGUGACAAUGAAGAGGAAGAAGAGAGUUUGCUAGUUGACUGGUUUAAACUUAUUCAUGAAAAGCACUUGCUGGUGAGAAGAGAAUCUGAGCUUGUUUACACAGCAAAACAACAGAACUUAGAGGAAAGGCAGGCAGAUGUAGAAUAUGAACUAAGAUGUCUCUUGAACAAACCAGAAAAAGACUGGACAGAUGAUGACAGAACAAGAGAACAGGAACUUAUGCAGGAGCUUGUAACUAUAAUUGAACAACGCAAUGCAAUUGUUAAUUGCCUUGAUGAAGAUAGGCAGAGGGAAGAAGAAGAGGACAAAAUGCUAGAAGACCUUAUUAAAAAGAAAGACUUCCACAAAGACUCUGACAGUGAUCCUAAAAAGAAAGGGAAAUUUAAACCCAUGAAAGUCUUAAAACUUCUGAGCAGUGGAAACAAGACAGAAAGCAAAAUGAAACCACAGAGAGAAAAAAGCAAAUCCAUGAAAAGCCUAUCCCCAGAAUGACUUAAGCAAUAGUUAAGAAAACAGGAAAUCACCAUGGCAAAGAUGUAUUGAGUUUGUGGUGCCUCAUGAAUUGAAGCUGUCCUUCCUUUUUUGAGUGUCGGAAGGUCACUCUUAUCUUACACACACAAAAAAAUCCUAUUAUACUGUAUACUAGAAAUAUGCAAUAGGUGUUACCUUUCAUUUGCUUGCUGCUGUUUAGAAAACAACACUGAAACAUACUGACCAUUAUUUAGUACUGUGCACAGCACCAUAUCAUUUUUUCAGUUGCUGGCCCUUCACAAGUUGUGAACUUCACGAUUUUCUUUGGAGGACUUUUGAAGAAAAGUUUCUAAUCAAAUAUGUGCCUACUCCCAUAAACAGUCAUCAGUGUAAUUGUUUUAUGUGUUAACUUGUUGUGAUCCAUUUUAGAAAUGCAGUUACACUUAUAAAGUGAUAGCCUUUCUAAGACAAUGCAUUUUUAAUUUAAACACAUUUCUGUUUGUCUUUUUCAUGUAGGUUUUAAUAUGAAGGCAAAUUGGUGUGCAACAUUAAAGUACUGGGAUAGUAUUUAAGCAAUAGUUUAAAGGAAUUUGUAACAGUGAGGUACGGAAGUUUAACACCAGUGGUGCUUGUUUUGUUUUACACACGGUUAACCCUUGGACAAAUAGUAAAGCAAUUUAAGGUUUUCUUUGACAACAAGAUAAUGAAUUUAAAAGAUAUCAAGCUGCGAAAUGAAGAUAUUGAUUCAAUGUUCUUAAAACUGCAAAGUUCAGAAAGCCAAGCCUUUUUUGUUUUUUGUUUAUAAAUCAUUUCUCAUUUUUAAUACCAAGAAGCUAAUUCUGUGUAAAGUAGACACAUUUGGCUUACAAACAGUUUAUAUAUUCUCAAAUGUAAAUAGCAAUACUUUAUAAAGAGAAAAGUGAGGAAAACAUAUUUAUAUGUUAUGUACAGAAAGUUUGAAUGUUGGCAUUAGUUCAUUUUUUGAACUGUUUGGGGAGAACAUGCACUUUGUACCUGCUUUAUAUGCAUUUUAAAUAAUUAAUAAUAAAUCCUAUACUGACCUUAAGUGGUCUUGCCUGGAAAUUAAAUCAAAAUGCUGUAACUGAGGUUUGGGUGAGCUUUUCAGUUUUAGAACCACAGAUAUCAAAGCAUACUGUUUGAUGCAUUUUUUUUUUUAAAUUGUGUCUUUAGUUUCCUUGUGCCAAACUAUCUCAUAUUACAGUUGUGUGGGUUGUAUUUAGCAGUUGUUACAAAUAGGUUUUCAAAUAGUGUUAUACUCGUAAUAGCAGUUGUAACUAUACACGUGUAGCACAAGCUAAAGUAAUUGUAUUCUUUGUAGAUUUCAAAUAAGCAUCUCAAACAGAUUCACGAGUCAUGAUAAAAUUUUAUUAAAAAUCUGAAUACAGCUUGUCCAAAUGAAAACUUGUAGUUACAUUUGUAAAUAUAUACUAUUAGAACAAGCUUUUUUUUUUUUUUAUACAAUUUAUAUUCUGCCCCAGUUUGGAUCAGCAUAGUUUUGUUACGAAGAAGAGCAUUACUGUACUUACACAUGUGAAUGUGAAUUCAUGUGGUAGUUUUUAUUUAUGUUACACGAGGCUGCUGAUCAUAGUUAUGGGGGCAGAAGUUAUUCCUUAAAUAUUCUGCCUCUUUUUCACUUAAUUAGGUAGUGUGUGCCUUCAUGGUUAUUGAAAUAUCUUUAGUGACAAAUCUGCAGUGUCAACUAAAAUCAUUUAAUGUUAAUGACUAAUGCCAGUUUGUGUUUCAGGUAAACACUUAAGCAUUUCAUAUUUCUUAACUAUCAAUCCUACUGUUUAGAUACUGAAAUAUUAGUUACACUGGGAUAUUUUUAUGAGGUCAUUGCUGCCCAAACAUCUGCAACAAUUAUAUAGAACAAGCCAUUCAGCCUUGUGUAAUUGAAGUAAGACUUUAAAAUCUCAAUUAGGACAAAAGAACAUUUUUUUUUGUUUGUUUGUUUUUUUGUUUUUUUUUUAAUAAAUAAGGCAGCAUAUUGUCUUUGUCAUUUGUUUAGAAAGUAGUCCUGACAACAUGAAAUUAAAAAAAUGGAAUCUCUAUCUCUGCUAGAGCAUUUUCUUUUUAUGUGCAAUGUAAAGUCUGUAUAUUUUAAAAUGAUUUCAGGAAAAGGCAUGAAUCUCCAUCUGUCUGAUCUAUAAUAACUAAACAGAAAUAUCAAGGAACAACUGACAUUGCAGGUUUAAAGAUGAGAUGGAAAUACUAAAAAAGGCAGGGAUACUUAUUUAUUUCCUCUGUGAUGGAAUUACUCUGUGGGGUUAUAAGAAAAGCAACAAAGCCACACAUGGUGGAAUCCUAUAAGACUGAAUAGUUAUUUUAAAUGAAUUAAAUGGUGUUUCUUUUUUGACCUUUACUCUUUUUGUUUAUAAUAACAAACAUUGCCUUAAAAUAUUUCUGUUACUGUAUUACUUUAAAGAACUGUUAAAUAUGUUUUUUUUUUUAAUCAUUGACCCAAUAUUUAUUUAUGUCUCCAGUGAAUGCUAAAACAGUAGAUGAUGUAACAGUUCUCUAAAUGCUUUUUCCUCUCCUGCUGCCUUUUAAAUACACAUGGGCUUUCUAAGGAUGUGUUGAUAAUAUAACAAAUGUAAAGUUUUUAUAGAGAGAAAGUAAAAUAAAUGAAUAAAACAAAAAUG
Polypterus senegalus (gray bichir) is the source of this 6203-nucleotide messenger RNA. RefSeq names its product MICAL-like 1a (gene micall1a). Bases 766 to 3561 code for a protein of 931 amino acids. NCBI's taxonomy places the organism in Eukaryota, Metazoa, Chordata, Cladistia, Polypteriformes, Polypteridae. The transcript is spliced from 16 exons. Gene Ontology annotation, molecular function: protein binding. The record is from RefSeq and is a predicted model, not a curated record.